Molecule: messenger RNA, 946 nt
Organism: Labeo rohita (rohu)
Lineage: Eukaryota; Metazoa; Chordata; Actinopteri; Cypriniformes; Cyprinidae
Gene: ly97.3
Product: lymphocyte antigen 97, tandem duplicate 3
Exons: 4
Coding region: 28-477 (149 amino acids)
Source: RefSeq, a predicted model, not a curated record
AGAAAUACUGUUUAAUUUUCCUGUGUUAUGACCAUUGAUUUAGCUGUGCUGUAUAUGAUCAGGCUUGGUCUGUUUGCAGAAGGACAGCGAGAGAGGAGGCAGGCGAUAAGAAACUGUAGGAUAAAGGUGAGGUUUCAUAUAGACAUAAAGUACAGACAGAGGAACGCUUUUACUCACUCCAACGCAGUACAGAGAAUGAAGCUCCUCAUAUUGGCUGUUGUUCUGGUGCUGGUCGUGACAGGCGGCUCGGCCCUGGACUGCCUUCACUGCGUGCCAGAAAAAGCAGGAGGGGCCUGCAAGAUCACCACCGUAACCUGCCCACCGGACAAAGAUGCAUGUGCUGCUGCCAAGUUCCGCAGAAGCCCAUACGGUCAUUACCAGAAGUGCAUGUCCAUGUCAGGCUGUGAGAUGGUGAAACAGAACGCUUACAUCAACAUCAAGUGCUGUCAGAAGGACUUCUGCAACACCUUUGACUGAUCUGAUCUGCUGCUGCUAUAUAUCAGCAUGAUUUAGAAAACAGCUUUCAAUAAAAUACAGUAUAUAUGAAUCAAGUUACAUAUGUUUAUGCAUGUUUUUGGUUGAAUAUAUAUGAAGAGUUCAGAUGCAAAACCAGCUAAAAGCCAUCUCGGUCAAAAAUGAGAUAAUGAUACUGAGUGAAUGCUCUUGACACACAUUAUACAUCCAUCAAAUACCUUUUCUUCAAACUCGCUAAAAUACCAGCCUCAGCCCAAUCAGAAGUACCGGUACUUACAUAGAAACCUAUACAUCUUAGCCUGAUAAAAAUGCAUUUUGUAAAGAAAGAUGUCAGAUGGAUUUAGCUGGUUUUGCAUCUGAACUCUUCAUAUAAAAAGACAAUAUUUCCACAUUAAAAUUCUUAUUUGUGCAAUGUUACAAAAACAGUAUGUUUCAAGGUGGUUGUUAUUAAAUUAAAUGAAGUAUGCUAGCA